AUGAAAAAGCUGAAAGGCAAACCAGAAAUUCUUCAUGACAACUACCAUUUCAGUGACAUAGAUGAUACAGGUAUUCUAGAACUUACAGAUGAAUGCAAAAGUGUUGAGUUUUUCACGGAGAGAAUACUAACUUGGAUUGAUGCUUUCGAGGCAUUCUACAGGAAUAAAUCAAUGAAAGCAAUAUCUACUAGAGUUCAACAUGGACAUGUUAUCAAUAUUUCUGACCAUGUUAUUAUCAAUAUAAAUGAUUCAGGAGUGAUAUCCAUACAUGGAGAAGGACUUGAGGAUUGGAAAGCGAAUGACUUUCCAUUGGUAAAAGACACCAUAGUCCACAUUGACAGGUGUCCCUCCCUUACCUCUACCCCUCUUAGUGGGGCUGCAGUACCCAGUCAAGCCAAUACAUCUGAUUUUACAGAUAUGGCUACAACACACUCUGAAGCAACAGAUCCAGAUGGAAGAGUGAUUACAUUUCUGCAUCCAGAAAUGCUGACUAAGGGAUCUGAUCCCUCUACUGAUAUUGCUGAAGAUAGCCUUAUCUUCUUUCAAACUACUUCAAAUGAUGGAUCUCAUUCACCUGAAGGACCUUCGCCACCACCUGAUGAUAUACCAUCCUCUGGAAUACCCCCAAGCCAAGAUCCCUCCUUACCCAAAGGAUCUCCCCAAGGUUCCACAGCAAAUGAGGCUGAUGAUCAGAAGGCAAAUAUCAAUACCCAGGAACCCUCACUUGAUACAAUCCUUGAUAAUGUUUUUUCUGAUGUAACUGAAUUAUCACAACAUGCCAAACUUGACACUGCCAUAAUGGAAGAAAAUGAACAGUUGAAAUGUGAAAAUAAUAAACUCCGAAAUAAAAUCACCCAACUGAUGAACAAAAAUGAAAAGUAUCUGAAUGACAGAAAACUUAUCAAUGAACAAUCAGCCAAAAUAAAUGACCUCCUCAAGCGAAUUCAAGUAAAUGAUCAACAGAGGGCAGAUGAGCUCAAGGCCCAGCAAAUACUUCAAAAUGCCAAACUUGAAGACUUAGAGUCUGAAAUCUGCAAUUUGAAGGGAAAAAUAAGACGCAGUGAAAAAGAAUAUAAAGGACUGAAAGCGGAUCUUGACACCACUUAUCGCAGAAAUCAGCAAUUAGCAUCAAUGUUAGGCAGUGAACAUAAUAUCUCUCAACCUCAGAGUCUUGUUGAAUCACCAAAUUCGUCAAAACCUGACUCAUAUAAGCCUACCCCAGUUCCCAGACGCAAAUUACACACUAAAACUCAACCUCCUCAAUCUGCCAAAUCUAUGCCUGCGCCACAGUCUAUGCCUGCGUCUGUAUCACAUGAUAUGUCUACACCACGCUCUUCAUCCAUGCCACAUGAUAUGCCAGAAUCGCUCAAGUCAAAGACAACUGUACACAUAAUGUAUUCAUCCAAUGGUAGAGGAUUAGCUGGUAUCAUGAUGCGCAAGGCAUCACAUAUGAAUGUAACCUCCUCAGUCUACAGUGGUGGUAGAAUUGAACACGGAACUCAGUCUAUCAUGAGAGGUGAUAUCAAACAGUCAACUGACUAUAAAAUAAUUGGAUUGGGGACUAAUAAUAUCAAAAUAGACUCACCAGAUGAUAUAAUCUGUAGUCUAAAACACCUGGCUCAAACGGCAAGAACGCAUCAUCCUAGUUCAAAAUUGAUCAUGGCAGGGCUACACCAUAGACAGGAUUCAGACUCUAGUGAGGACAUAUACAAUAUGAACUCUGACAUUGAUCAUAUCAACAGCCAGAUGAAGAUUUUCUGUAGGAAUGAAGGAAUUGGAUUCAUAGACAUCAAUCAAGUCAAUAACUCAACUGCUGGAAGACCAAACUUUGAUGUUCUUAAUAGAGAUGGACUCCAUUUUAACAUAAAAGGUCGCAAUUCUCUUGUGAUGGCCAUGCUAAAAUGCAUCAAUAGUGACACACCUAAGACAUAUGCCAGCAUUGUCUCAAGUAGACACCCUACCUACCAGCCAACCCAAUACAAGUUAUAGACACCGAGUGUGAUGCAUCCUGGAAUCAUGAUAGCAGAUGCACAUAUAAUAUGACUAGUUAUGAUGAUGGUGCUCAUUCAAGCCUGAGUAAAGACA
Molecule: messenger RNA, 2085 nt
Organism: Owenia fusiformis
Lineage: Eukaryota; Metazoa; Annelida; Polychaeta; Sabellida; Oweniidae
Source: the annotation of a GenBank genome assembly